Molecule: messenger RNA, 2688 nt
Organism: Pseudogymnoascus verrucosus
Lineage: Eukaryota; Fungi; Ascomycota; Leotiomycetes; Thelebolales; Thelebolaceae
Exons: 3
Coding region: 631-2475 (614 amino acids)
Source: RefSeq, a predicted model, not a curated record
CACCCGCCAAGUAGUCCACAUCGACCACAUACCUAAUACAUACCCAAUAAGAACAUUACCCGCCAUCCCAGCCGUGCAUUUCAGCUACUCCAUCUAAGCAUGGGCGCAUUUCCUCCUAACAAGGGUUACACUCAGCCCUCAGCCCUGGGGCGCGGGAGAUAGACCCUGCCGGCCCUGACUGUAUCUCACAGUAGUGAGAUCGCCGGCUCGAGUAGUACUCCCUACCUCUCCACAACCACCUAUCCCCAUCGGUGCAUCUCCAGCCUUUCCCAAGCCGGCGUUGCACGCAGCAUAUACAUACAUACCCGUCACACCAGCGCUACACCCACGAACUCAGCUCAGCCCUCGAUGUCGAAUAAGGCAUCGCCGAUCAGCAGAUGCCCAGUCUGCAGCCCGCCAUUGGCGCGGGGCCCGUCCUCGGUGCCGUCUCCGGGCGUACAGGGCCUCACCUUCCUACCGUAGCUGUGCCGUGCAUCGUUACGUUCCAGCUAUAUAUAUGCCGAUGCCCCCCCUCCUCCCUCCCGCUCCCUGGGUCGCGGCGAAUAUAAAUCACCUAAUGCACUCUUCCGUGAGAGACGUGUCUACACACCCAAAACUCGCAGUAGUAGUAGUAUUUAAAGAGCGCACACAAUGGCUACCCUCAAAGACCGCACCAAGACCGCUUUGGGAGCGGCUGCUACCGCCGCGGCGAGCAAGCUAAAGAAGCGCAUGUCCUUCCAACCUACAUCUGCGCAAUCCCCACCCCCCGACGACCCGAACGUUCACGUCAAGGCCGGCGAGCCCGUCACAGUAACCCAAGAGCCGUCGCCCGAACAGCGAUUCCCCAACCUCGAGAGAGAGAAGAAGACCAGCGGGCGCCGCCUUAUCAUCGCCUGCGACGGCACCUGGACGAACAGCUACUCCAACGCCCCCACCAAUGCCCUGGGCGACUUCCUCCCCGGCAUCUUCUCCCACACCACCGUCACCCUCCCCUCAAACAUAACCCGCAUCUGCCGCGCCCUCAACACCAACGCCGUCGCCACCGAGGACACCGAGCCGCGCCCCGCGCAGAUCGUCUUCUACCACCCCGGCAUCGGGACCGACGGCGGAAUCGAGGACCGCAUCAUCGGCGGCGCGACGGGUGCCACCAUCUCUCUGCACAUCAGCGAGUGCUAUGGCUUCUUGUGCAACAACUGGCAAGUGGGAGAUGAGAUCUUCCUCUUCGGCUUCAGUCGCGGCGCCUACACUGCCCGUGCUAUCGCGACGCUCAUCACGGAUAUUGGGCUCCUGACGGCGAAGGGGAUGGAGUUCUUCUUCCAGAUUUUCGAGGAUUGGAAAGAUCAGAACGUCCCCGAGGUACUGGCGAAGCAGCAGGCGGAAGAGAAGAUUAAUGGUGCCCAAGGCGCAUUUAAGGGGCUUCCCGCCACCCCUCCCAUGCCGAGCAAGGCAUACGCCGACGAGCUACACAAGCGCGGCUACACCCGCCCCUCCGUCCCCGUCAAAGUCCUCGGCGUCUUCGACACCGUCGGCGCCCUCGGCGUCCCCCCCAUCUUUGGCCUCCACAUCUCCGCCACAGAACUAAUGCAAUACUCCUUCGUCAACACCAAAGUCUCCCAAGUAGUCGAAUACGCCUUCCAAGCCCUCGCCCUCGACGACCACCGCGCCGCCUUCGCCCCCGCAGUCUGGGAACAGCCCGAGCAGCCGGCCGAACUCAAGAUGCUCGCACAGGCCUGGUUUCCGGGUGUGCAUUGCAAUAUCGGUGGUGCGGGGGGUUACGACGAUCAAUCCCUCGCCAACGACACCCUAGCAUGGAUGCUCGCACAACUGCAAACCCUAGACGUCUCAGAUGACGGCCUCCCCCUCCUCGACUUCGAUAAAUCCUACCUAGACUGGAUCUUCGCCCUCAACGUCGCCCACUGCAACGCCACCCCCUCCGUAGGCGGCUACCGCGGCUGGGCCCUAGGAAAGAUGGAAGAGACCCUCACGACGGCAUAUAGUUUCGUCGGCGACGUCAAGCCCUGGGCCGGAUGGGAGAACUGGCGCGACUGGGCGCACCCCGGUGACCUCGCCAGGACCCCGGGGCGCUAUGAAUCGUAUUCCGCGAAAUCGGGACGCAAGAUGAAACGCGACAGGCCGUUGGUGGGGAGUAACGAAACCAUCCACCCCUCCGCGCGCGUGCGCGUCGCCUGCGGCGGAAAGGGGUUAGACGACAAAGGAGCGUAUUUCCCGCGCGGCCUCGAGGGGUUCAAAAUCGUCGGCCCGCAGGGGGCGGAUAUGAAAGACCCCCUUGCGGUGGGGUUUAAAUGGGUGGGUAAGGAUUCGCAUGGAAAGGAUGUGGUGCUGGAGGAGACGAGGUUGGGGGCUAUGGAGCUUGCGUUGCUGGCGGCGAGUCGGAAGGCUAUGGAGGAGGGGGAGGCGAGGAAGGGGGUUAGGGCGCAGGAGGUUGAGUGGCAGAAGGGGGAGGUGGGGGGGGGUGUUAAUGGGAAGGGGAAGUGAAGGGGGGGUUGUCUACGUAAGGGCGGGUGUGAGUGUGGGUGUGAUAAGAGGAAGGAACGAGUUUUGAAUAACCAUCGCAACUUCCCCUUUUGGAUGUUAUAUAGCGCCGGUCUACAAACCACCCUUAGCACAAGGAAAGAACAAGUCUUGGAUACCCAUCGCAACUUCUCUCCCGGAUGAUGAUAUGCAGAGGAAGGUGCGGGUCUAAAAAAC